CCAUUUGCUUUUAGAAUAAAUGGCAGCACACAGUUCCCGAGCGCAAGACGAGGCCAAAGCUGUUGCUGAGCCAUUAAAUGAAAAGGACGAGGAUUACGAGAUCGACGAAUCGACGGCAGCGGUGGUGGUUCCACCUGAUAGUGGAUGGGCAUGGGUUGUGAUGUGUGCAUCCUUUUUGUGCUGCACAGUUCUCGAUGGUAUUGUUUUCUGUUCCGGCUUAAUUCAAGAAGAUUUAAUAAAAGAAUUUCAAGUGAGUAAAGGCUAUGCAGCACUUGUGUCUUCAAUUCUCAGCGGUUGUUAUUUAAUGGCUGGACCAUUUGUCAGUGCAAUGGCUAAUCGUUUCGGUUUUCGGCCAGUUGCAAUAACCGGCGCCCUAUUUGCGGCUGCCUGCUUUGGUAUCUCAUAUUUUGUUAAAAGCAUUGAGCUCCUGUUCAUAACAUACGGUGUUCUCGCUGGAAUAGGAUUUUCUAUGGUCUAUAUACCGGCCGUCGUCAUUAUAGGCUUCUACUUUGAGAAGUGGCGCGCUCUUGCUACAGGUGUUGCUAUGUGUGGAUCAGGUGUUGGCACUAUUGUAUUUACACCAUUGACCGAAUUAACACUUAAGUCGGGAUGGAGACAAACAAUCGCAGUGCAAGCUUGUAUAAUCGCGUUUUGUGCCCUAUUCGCAUGCGCAUUUAGACCAAUACAGCCCAUUACAUUGGCUGUCAAUGAAGAAUCUAACGACGAAAAAGCUGCAAACGAGAAACGCAAUGGCCAUGGCAAUGUAGUGGCACCCAAACCUCAACUCCACCAAGCUGCAUUCACUAAACCAUUGCCGGAAGGCCGUUUCGCAUAUUCAAUGCCAAAUUCAGCACAUAACACAUACAUGGGUGCAUCGCCCAAGCAUCACUACCCCACAGCUGCCGAAGUUUUCCGAGGUGCUAAUAUUGAACGCCGUCUGUCAAAUUCCUCCGGCAAAGGAACCGAAUUGAAAGCCUUGCGAAAAUCGCAGCCCACCACACCGAACGGCGAGCCACAACCAUCACAACUUCAUUUCAAUAUUAACAAGGAACUAACAACGGUCGGAGAAAAUGAAGAAGAGACUGAGAACGAGAACUUGAUCGAAACCGAGUCAAAGCCGGUGGUAAUACAGGCACGUCGUCAUACUGUAUCUGGACGAAGGCCAAACGACACUGUCGGUAAAAAAAGUGCGGUCGGAUCUCAAGAUACCGUUCACAAUAUUCACACGAGGCCAAUGUACCGAGAUGAUAUCUUCUUUACUGGUUCUUUGGCUCGCAUUCCACAAUAUCAAUCACAAACCUCGCUCGCCUAUCAUAUGUCGGUCACGCGUCUUCCCACUAAACAGGACAUGCUCGAAGAUCGACAGAAAGGGUGCCGCCUCUGUCCUGAAGCAGUUCGUCGCACAUUAUCAACUAUGUUAGAUACUUCUCUGCUUAAGUCACCUUCCUUCAUGUGCUUGUCAUUCAGUGGCUUUCUAACUAUGAUGGGCUUCUUCGUGCCCUUCAUGUACUUAACACCGCGUGCCCAAGAUGCAGGUAUGGAUAAGCAGACAGCUCUUGGAGUGGUAUCCGGUAUUGGUUUAGUCAACACGAUUGCAAGGUUAGUUUGCGGUACGGUUAGCUCGAUUCCCAGCGUGAAGCCACUGUGGUUGAACAAUGUAGCCAUAACCGCAGGCGGCCUGGCGACUAUCUUCAGUGGAAUUAAAAUAACCGUUGUAACUCAGUGGGCAUUUGCUGUGUUCUUUGGCAUGUGUAUUGCGUGUUUCUCAGCGCUGCGUUCUCUUAUUGCUGUGGAAAUGAUUGGACUAGAAAAACUCACCAACGCAUUUGGUUUCCUUAUGCUGUUCCAGGGAAUCGCAGCAACAGUCGGCGCUCCUAUCGCAGGUGUACUCUACGAUAUGACCCAAGACUAUAAUACUGCGUUCUAUUUUGCUGGCGGAUUGAUAUUAGUUUCGGCUUUCCUUUGCUACCCAUUGACAUAUAUUGCCAACUGGGAGAAAGCGCGCAAUGAAAGAAAAGCGGGGCAAAUUCCUCCAAGGGCUUAAGUACAUAAUAAAAAUAAUAAUCAGCUUAAGGACAUUUUCAACAAUAAAAGAGUAAAAUUUGAGACUUGAAUUUUCAAAUGUGUAUACAUAUGCAUGUGUAUUUGUAUGUAUUUUUUAUACAUACAUAUAUGUAUGUAUGUACAUACUUACCAUAUUUGUAUGAGUGACCGAGACGAAACUAAAGCUUCCUAACAGAAGUCAGGCAAAUAGCUUAAAUAAAUAAGUAAUUUUGUGAAGAUAUAAAUAUAUUUUAAGAAGUGUAUUUACAUAGUUAUUUACAUUUAUUGUAA
Messenger RNA from Rhagoletis zephyria (snowberry fruit fly), 2334 nucleotides. RefSeq lists its product as uncharacterized. NCBI's taxonomy places the organism in Eukaryota, Metazoa, Arthropoda, Insecta, Diptera, Tephritidae. The record is from RefSeq and is a predicted model, not a curated record. Gene Ontology annotation, biological process: transmembrane transport; monocarboxylic acid transport. Gene Ontology annotation, molecular function: monocarboxylic acid transmembrane transporter activity.